GCUUUGACUGGCGUUCCUAUAUAGCUACCUGCCACCCGGCGAUUUUCUCACUCGUGUACACACACCAGCUGUAACUGGGGGUUCAUCUACACGUGCUCACGAGACUAUAUAUAUAGUCCCAGGCAUUUACAUCACCAAACUCGUGUCAAUAAGCACCAAGCCAGAAUCGGCAGAAUGGCAGAGGUAAAGGCGAAACGUUUCAUACAGUCUAGCGAUGCACCAGAUGGCCAGGCGUACUGCACGAACUUUGGCGCACACAAGCCCGGGAUGAGUAUGACCGAAGUAGCCGAGUACUACUCUAAGUGGGCGGGAGAGUAUGAGCAAGACCUAAACCAAGACAGAUAUCAAGGCCCGUAUUACGCAUGCAUGGCAGUAACGGAGGCAUUUCCGGUCGACACUACGAACCGGAAGUCAGUCAGCAUCUUAGAUGUGGCAUGUGGUACUGGAUUCCUAGGAGAAAAGCUUAAGAAAGAGGGCUUUGUCAAUGUGGAUGGUCUGGACCCGUCUGAUAAGAUGCUAGAUGUGGCCAGGGCAAAGAAUAUAUAUAACAAACUGUACUGCGAGUUCAUGUCCGAUGCCACUCUACCUAUUGACAAUGGUAAAUACUCCUGCGUUGCGGUGGCCGGAGGGAUGGGGGAGGGACACAUCCCAUGUGCUGCUCUAACGGAGAUGAUCAGGAUAGUCAAACCAGGUGGAUACAUCAUCAUCGUGAUGAGGGAGGAAUAUCUUACACACGUGCAGGAAUACGCAGGAAAAUUGGAAAACUUCUUCCUAAAACUGGAAAAAGAGGGAAAAUGGAAACGUUGUUCGCAAACAGUUGUACCCAAAUACUCGUUUGACAAUAAUGGAAUUAUAUUUAAAUUCAAGGUGUGUUAGAAAUGGUGCAAUAAAUGGGAUGAUAUUCAAGUUUAAAGUGCGCCAGAGAUAGAAUUAUGUUUGUUGAACAUUCCAGCUUACCCAUUUAUUAAAUUUACGUUUUUAACUUGAGUUAUCAUGCAAUUACCUGAUCGAAAUAGAAAAUAUUAAUUACAUUUUCAGUACCUUUUGUGAAUGGUUCAUAAGCCUUGAUUUACUCGGCACGCAUCAAUGAUUGAUGACGUCCCAUAAUUGCGUCUCGUUUGUGGAACAUAUAUAUAUAUAUAUAUAUAUAGCUCCGUCUACAUGUAUUGUUGUAAACGUCAUAGAAAUUGAUCACGUUCUGUAGUCAGGUAAUGAGAAGGUACUGGGUAACAACAGUUGCAGGUACAAUGGUUAUUGUGUUAAUGUAAGUGUAGACGGUAAACAUUGUAACGGUAAUGCACAAGCGUUCUGUAUAUGUUUAGGUAAGAUUAAUGAUAGUAUCUAUAUGGGAUUGGUCAGAGGGUGUAAUAAAUUGGACGAAUGUAUAGCAAAAUCUUCACAUAUCAUUUGAAUUUGAAUAUGACUUUCAACCAGCGUCGACGACAUGUUAAGUGUGCGGCAGUGUUAUCUAUGGUGGCUUAUAUAUGACAUUUCGUCUUUUCGCUUUGUCGCCCGUGAAAUAACGCCAAGCGAAAAAACGAAAUAACGAAAA
Mizuhopecten yessoensis (Yesso scallop) is the source of this 1552-nucleotide messenger RNA. Its product is annotated as Williams-Beuren syndrome chromosomal region 27 protein-like. The record is from RefSeq and is a predicted model, not a curated record. The coding region runs from base 175 to 876 and encodes 233 amino acids. The transcript is spliced from 6 exons. NCBI's taxonomy places the organism in Eukaryota, Metazoa, Mollusca, Bivalvia, Pectinida, Pectinidae.